Molecule: messenger RNA, 876 nt
Organism: Ricinus communis (castor bean)
Lineage: Eukaryota; Viridiplantae; Streptophyta; Magnoliopsida; Malpighiales; Euphorbiaceae
Product: BES1/BZR1 homolog protein 3
Exons: 2
Coding region: 375-815 (146 amino acids)
Biological process (GO): DNA-templated transcription; brassinosteroid mediated signaling pathway
Molecular function (GO): DNA-binding transcription factor activity
Source: RefSeq, a predicted model, not a curated record
ACGAAGUUUCUCUGUACAAAGAACUGAAAGAAGUACAACUUUUGCAUGGAAUCUAUCAGGUAUCAAUAUGCUUCCUAGGUGUACGGCUUUAAGACCAGACUGACUACUGCAGUCACAAAGAUGAAGAUAUGGCAAAAAUAUCCUUAGUUCCAUACAAGAAAAUUCAAAUGUACAAGAGAACCAGUGACACCCUUUUUCUUAAAUUAUGGCCUUAGGCCACACGCCAUAGCAACCUCAUGUCAAGCACGUUAUAACAUCUCAAGAAUGCCAUGUAAGUUUUGUUCCCUUCUUCUAGUAAGUAAACCUCAUUCAUUAAGAAGAUAGAAGUAAAGAAAAAAGCAAGAUAAAGAAAAACAAAAAUAUAGAAAGGAAAAAUGGGAGAUGAAAGGAAGAAGGCGAUGAAGGGAUGCAUCAAGAGUAGUAGAGGACCUUGGAUAGUUCAUAGAGCUACCAAAGAUGGUGGCAUUGUAACAAAAUGUAGGUAUCCUACUGAUAGAGAGCGCCAAAACAACAAGCAAAGAGAACGCAGACGGCGAGCAGUGGCUAGGAAGAUCUUUGCAGGGCUUAGACAGCAUGGCAACUUCAAGCUUCCCAAACAUGCCGAUAGCAAUGACGUUCUCAAGGCUCUUUGUGAUGAAGCUGGUUGGCAUGUUGAAGAAGAUGGGACCAUUUAUAGGAAGGUUAAGUUUGCGAAAAGUCAUGUGGGUCCAGAGAAUGGAGCACAUCCAUCAAGUUCAUCACUUGAACACUGCCAUGGGAUUGGAGGCCAUGAUCUCAAACUCUCACUUUCACUGUCACUUUCAAGUUUAUCUUGAGAAAAAGAAAUGAGAGGAUGGUAAGGAGAAUCAGGUGGAUUUGUCUCUGAGCUGGGUGCUU